Centropristis striata (black sea bass) is the source of this 3678-nucleotide messenger RNA. RefSeq names its product solute carrier family 6 member 17 (gene slc6a17). Bases 269 to 2461 code for a protein of 730 amino acids. Gene Ontology annotation, biological process: proline transport; alanine transport; sodium ion transmembrane transport. Lineage: Eukaryota; Metazoa; Chordata; Actinopteri; Perciformes; Serranidae. The record is from RefSeq and is a predicted model, not a curated record. The transcript is spliced from 13 exons. Gene Ontology annotation, cellular component: synaptic vesicle; plasma membrane.
UCAUUUAUCCCACAACACUGCCAUAAGCACGUGGACCGCCAGAGGUGUGUGCAGAGAUGUUGUACACGGAGACGGAGCCUGAAUGAAGACACCGUGCACUCACUUUGGAUUCAUACUGCCACGCUGACUCGGACGUUACAGCCUGUUCUGCACUGUAUAUACGAUUGGAGAAAAAAAGCACAACUUUCUUUCGCUCCCUGCAGUCAGUCACCUCAGACUCUCCUCACCCCCACCCUCUUCACCCUGAAGGAGCUCCGGUGUUGCAGCCAUGCCAAAGAACACCAAGGUGACGCAGCGGGAGCACAGCAAUGAGCCGGUCACUGAGUCUGUGGCUGACCUGCUGUCCCUGGAGCACCCCAUGGACUAUAAGAGCAGCCAGAUGAGUAUGGGUCUGAGUCCUGGCUCUACUGCUCCAGUCAAGGCUCUGAUACCCUCCCCUGACCCGGAUGCGGAGGACGGCCGACCAGCCUGGAACAAUAAACUGGAGUACAUCCUGGCCCAGGUGGGCUUCUCUGUGGGCCUGGGUAACGUCUGGAGGUUCCCCUACCUGUGCCAGAAGAACGGUGGAGGUGCAUACCUGGUGCCCUACUUUAUUCUCCUCCUCCUCAUUGGCAUCCCCCUGUUCUUCCUGGAGCUGGCGGUGGGUCAGAGGAUCAGGCGUGGCAGCAUCGGGGUGUGGAACUACGUCUACCCACAGCUGGGUGGCAUCGGGGUUUCCAGUCUGAUGGUGUGCGGUUUCGUGGGCCUCUACUAUAAUGUGAUUAUCGGCUGGAGCAUCUUCUAUUUCUUCCAGUCUUUCCAGUAUCCACUGCCUUGGGCUGAAUGCCCCAUCCGGAGAAAUGGAAGCCAAGCCAUUGUGGAGCCCGAGUGUGAGAAGAGCUCGGCCACCACUUACUUCUGGUAUCGCCAGACUCUCAACAUCACCAGCUCCAUUGACGACACGGGCGGCCUGAAUUGGAAGAUGACCCUGUCUCUGCUGGUUGCCUGGAUCCUGGUCUGCCUGGCUGUCAUCAAGGGCAUCCAGUCCUCUGGGAAGGUGAUGUACUUCAGCUCUCUCUUCCCCUAUGUGGUGCUUUUCUGUUUCCUGGUGCGAGGUUUGAUGCUGAAGGGAGCAGUGGACGGCAUUGCACACAUGUUCACCCCUAAGUUGGAAAAGAUGUUGGAGCCGCAGGUGUGGAGAGAAGCAGCCACGCAGGUCUUCUUCGCUCUCGGUCUCGGCUUUGGAGGUGUCAUUGCUUUCUCCAGCUACAACAAGCGAGACAACAACUGCCACUUUGAUGCAACGCUGGUCUCCGUCAUCAACUUUGUUACCUCCAUCCUGGCCACUUUAGUUGUGUUUGCUGUCCUGGGGUUCAAGGCCAACGUCAUGAACGAGAAGUGUGUCGUCGACAAUGCAGAGAAGAUUCUGGGCUUCCUUAACACAGGUGUGCUGAGCAAAGAGCUCAUCCCUCCACACAUCAACUUCUCCCACCUGUCCACCCAGGACUACGCAGAGAUGUACGGCGUCAUUAAGACGGUGAAGGAGGAUAGCUUCGGCCAGCUGGGCCUGGACGCCUGUGUGCUGGAAGAUGAGCUCAACAAGGCGGUGCAGGGCACUGGUCUGGCCUUCAUCGCCUUCACAGAGGCCAUGACACAUUUCCCUGCCAGCCCCUUCUGGUCUGUGAUGUUCUUCUUCAUGCUGAUAAACUUGGGUCUGGGAAGCAUGAUCGGCACCAUGACCGGCAUCACCACACCCAUACUGGAUGCUUUCAAGAUCCGCAAAGAGAUCCUGUGUGUGGUGUGCUGUGUCAUAGCCUUCCUGUUAGGCCUGCUGUUUGUGCAGCGUUCAGGGAACUACUUUGUUGCCAUGUUUGAUGACUAUUCAGCUGGUUUGCCCCUCACUGUGGUGGUGAUCCUGGAGAACAUCUCUGUAGCCUGGAUCUAUGGCACAAAGAGGUUCAUGCAGGACCUGGAGGACAUGCUUGGUUUCAGGCCCUACUCCUUCUAUUACUACAUGUGGAGGUACGUGUCGCCAGCUGUCCUGGUGGUGCUCAUCAUCGCCACUGUCAUCGAGAUGGCCGUCAGUCCUGCAGGAUACAAUGCCUGGGUGGAGGCUGAGGGCGCAGAGCAUUUCCAUAGCUACCCUCCCUGGGCUUUAGCCAUGGCCUACUCCCUCAUCGUGGUGGCCAUGCUGCCUUUACCCCUCGUCUUCAUCGUCCGCCACUUCAACCUGAUCUCAGACGGCUCAAACAAGCUGUCCGUCUCCUACCGUAAAGGCAUGAUGAAGGACAUAUCCAACCUGGAAGAGCAGGAUGAGCAGCGCUUCAUCCUCAGCAAGAACCCCAGCGAGGCUCCAUCCCCGAUGCCCGCCCACCGCGCUUACCUGGGCCCCGGCGGCACCCAGGAGAUGACCAACACCAACUAUGGCACCAGCACCAAGACGGGCUACCAGAACAUUGGCUCGCCCGAGUCCGAGCUAUGAUCAGCUGAGCUCAUAGAUCCGCCCGUCCAUUAAACCCCAUACCUGCUUGGAGAGAGGGAGACAGAGGAAGUCAAGAGGGAGAGAUAAUCCACUGCCGGUUGUGAAGGCGUUCAUCACACCUUAACCCCCAGAGCUGAGUCCCUCUGUCCCUCCUUUUCUGCCCCUACGCUUCUCGCCUGCGGUUAUUCCCUUCUUCCCCGCCAUAGGAUCUGUGCUGCCAAUUGCCAGUCAAUCCCAGCUGCAACGAAGGGAUCAUGGGAAUGUGAGUCCCACCAGAUACGACAACCUUCUCCAUCUGUCAACGUAUUACAGGGGCAGAGAGAGAGGGACAACACAGGAACAGAGGGAGGAAGGAAGCUUAGAAAGGUCCACUGAGGACUUAGAUACAGGCUUUGUUUUGUAACAAGCUCUGGCUGAGGUUAAGGUGUGUGCUGCGCUAAAAUGCUUUACGUUGUACUGAACCGUGUGUGUUCACCAGUUUGGAGAAGGUUAUUUUUGAGAUGGUUGGAUGUUCCUAGAUAUGGGAGAUCAUCAUUUUAUCUUGGCUCGGCUGUAGAAGAUUGUUAUUUGUGGUUUGAGAAUGGAAGGAGACUCAGAAUUUCAUAUUUUCAUGAUCUGUAUCACUGUAUGAGAACAUUUCUCAUCUAGGAAACAAAAUGGUUAGAAACGCAUCCAUAACAGUAUGUAACUAGAGGGGCACUUAAAGGGCACAACCUUGCCACGGCAACGCUCAUCUCAUAAUGUAAGCCUUCCAACUUGAGGGGGCCUUCUUGUGAUUAUUCCGAGACGGGAACUAAUUUUUACUUGCAUUGCCCUUAAAAUGUUAUCAAAAGUGAGACAUUAUUAGUGCAUCUGCCCAGAGAUUUAAUGGGUUCUUUCUUCUCCCUUCCACCACUGAAAAUUUGAUCGGUAGUUUUUCCAUAAUCCUGCUGAGAGACAAUUAAACCAGCAAAACAAACUGAAAAAAACCUAGCCUCUGAUAGUGUAAACAGUGUUAAAAGCACAUUGCAUCUUUAUUGUGCCUAUCAUGCAUCAGCAAUAAUAACCAGUCAAAGUAGAGUCCUCGUAAAACUGUUGCUCUCCUUCUAUCCCUGUUUUCCCCACUGAUGUAGAAUAUUGUACAUAUGUGUUGUGUAAUAGUCUGACAUGUCACCAUAAAUCGUGUAUAUACACACCGCAGUAGUGCAUAAUGAGGGGAAACUUUUGGCCUCUUCAUU